Microbotryum saponariae is the source of this 2718-nucleotide messenger RNA. The record is from the annotation of a GenBank genome assembly. NCBI's taxonomy places the organism in Eukaryota, Fungi, Basidiomycota, Microbotryomycetes, Microbotryales, Microbotryaceae.
AUGGCGGAGAAUGUCUCGAUGUCAGACACCAAGAUUAUGUCACCCCAGGAUGAUGCACAGUUUGCACUGGGCCAUUCCUCGUCGAUCGAUGGCGCAUCCGCCGGCAGCCACCUUGCUUCGGCGCAGGACGAGGAGGAACGGCGGGCGAUCGCAGCGGAAUGUCAGGCCAAGCUCGAUGCGCGAAAAGUUGGGGCAUUCACCUCACGACCUUUGCUCAAGAGUGGGUGGAUCGCGCUGACCGGGAAGCGGGAUGGCAAGCGGCAGAAAGCCGUCGGCAAGCUCACGUACCGGUCGUACCGCGAGCGGCGGGAUGAAAUUGGCGACGACUUCUUCCAAGAUGAGGCGACGUUCGCAAGCGAGAAUCAACUGGUCAAGAUAGAGGUUGUACCCAAGAAGGACGGUGGUCACAAGCGCGCACUGCACAGUAUCCGUCGGUGGAAAAACAAAAAGGGCGAAAUCGUGUCGACUCCUAGCUCGUCGGCGCAGGGUCCUGGUGCGGAUCAAGAUCUGCUCAAUGACUCUGACUUGGACACGUACACUCCCAAUCCCAAUUCUUCCCGUCCCGAGACUCCGGCCGAUUCCGAUGACCCUUCGCGGUUCCCAUCAUCUUACGCUGCUUCGUGGAUCAGCAGUCCCGUCGACUCGCCGGACCUUUCUCGGACGAGCACGAACGCCACCGAUCAACCUACUCGACUGCCUCUACUAUCUCAAAUCCCGACCCGUGCAUCAAUAGCCGAGUCAAGUCUCAGUCUCUCUCGUCAGCAGUCCCAAAUCUUGACUGUCGAUCAGCCCAUGGACACCCCGAGACGUAAGAUUACGUUCCAGUCGGCGGUCACCAACACUCGCGCUAAGAGCAAACGAGCAUUUGACGAGAUACUGAGGACGCGGCAAAGGCAAUACGCUACAGGACAAUCGGCGCAGAUUGAGCAAUCCGAUUCUGCCUUCGCCAAAGCACUGGCCGCCAUCGCCGGUGGUGAGCGGGAAGAAGAGAAGAUCGAGGUCAUGGUCCUGUACGAGAACCAAAGAGGGUGCGUGCGGUUCAAUGCGAACGGAAAAAGUCUGAUCUGAUACUCAACAACAUAUCCAUGCUAACGUUACUGUUGGCUUCGCCCUUAGGCUUGUCGUCUUUGGACUACCGAGAUUUUCGUCGGGGGCUUUGUUUCAGCUGGAUCCAUCGUCGUUUCAGAACAGCCGGCUGAGGUAAGAAUGUCCCCAAGGCGCUUGCCAUUCCUCGAUGAUGAUCGUAAUUGACUUCCCGCCCGACGUUUACUCUUUCAGAAACUCGCCUUACACCCGACACGAGUUUGGCUUGCCAACGCCACAGUGGAACUGGCUCGACCCCGACUGGAUGGUCGACAUGGGUGGCGAUGUCGAUGAGCACGGUUGGUCGUACGCGACACAUUUCGGCAGUCGCUACUGGCGUGGUGUGGCCAAUACCGGCCGCUCCUUCGUUCGGCGCCGCAGAUGGGUUCGUGCGAGCAUCUUCAUCCCCGAGUCGCAGCAGGACUCGCGCGACGAGGACGUGUUCAAGCUUCUCGUUGAUUGGACGGCCAUGCAAAAGUACGCGCAAGAAUACUCCGACUCACUCAAGCAUCGUGACCAGAACAAGGAGUGCAAAGAUUGUGGGCAACCGCGGACCGUCAGCCCCUCCGAGGGAUGUUCACACGACUGGCCUGGAACCGAAUCUACCCCGCCUCGCGCCGUGGUCGGACUGCGCGAUGCCAUCUCUUUGCUUCCGGUCUCGAACGCGUUCAAAGAUGAGCUGUACGCCUGGCAGCCCGAUGUCCACGUCGUUGAUCCUUUCCUCGCAUGGUCGACCAUCUGUGCGCGUGGAGGGGAUCGGGUCCUCGGAGAAUACCGUCGCCAUCAAAGAAAAUGGGACUUGCCGAACGAUGAAGAUGCGCUCGUUGAGCGAUGGCGACAAGCCGUCGUCGAGAUCAACUACCGUCGCGCAGCGAGCAUGAUGCGGGUCUGUGCACUCGAUCGCUCCAAGCUCAUCCUGUGGCGUCGAUGGCUUAACCUCGAAGCCGACGAGACCGCCGAAGACAGGCCGAAGCAAGAUAGCAAUCCUGACGAUGAUGACGACGAGGAGGAUUCGCCGACCCGUCUGCUCCGCCGAACGAUUUCGAAAAGAGAUAAACCCAAUCUGGGCCCGAAGAGUCCGAAGAUGGAUGACGUUUGGGACCUUGCCGAAAGCCGAGUGAGUACAGGGCGUACGGCGUGAUGUCCCGAGCUCGAACACUGAAUGCUCCUCCGUCCCGCGUGCAGCUCGGGGAGAUCCUGCACCUGUUCGAAUUCCAAGCCUCGCGUGUAUCGCUUCUGCUCUUAUUCAUCUCGACUUAUCCCGUCUCGCAUCGAUAUGGUCUAGAGCCUCAAGAAACUCCACCACCUCGGCGGCUAGCCGGCGACGUGUCCGUACCCGACAUUCGAUUGGCUGCUACACCUGCGUCGGAUUUCCGCCGGGAGCAGCUUUCCUUGAUCAUCCCGACCGUGACGGAUCGCCUCACCCCUCGGCUAGAGUUUUACAACGAUCUUGUCGCGACUAUUCAGCGUCUCAAGGGACAUAUGGGCGACGCAGUCCAGGUCGCCGGUAAUACUUAUGAUGCUGAGAAGGUACAGAGUGGGUCGGCGUUGGUUGGGGCUCAGCAACAUGGCCAGUCGCGUGAGGCUUCGAUGGAUGACAAGUCCGCGACGAGGAGGGAUGCUGCUGGUGCCUAA